Messenger RNA from Eremomyces bilateralis CBS 781.70, 1529 nucleotides. RefSeq lists its product as uncharacterized. Lineage: Eukaryota; Fungi; Ascomycota; Dothideomycetes; Eremomycetales; Eremomycetaceae. The coding region runs from base 491 to 1453 and encodes 320 amino acids. Gene Ontology annotation, biological process: tRNA wobble uridine modification. The record is from RefSeq and is a predicted model, not a curated record. Gene Ontology annotation, cellular component: elongator holoenzyme complex. The transcript is spliced from 2 exons.
AUCUGGACCAGCCAGUAUGAUGAAUCGAAUAUGGAUACCUCCAACGAAUCCGAAGCUAACUAAUUCAGCUAAACCAUUCAGCUAACUGAUUCGGCCCCAUCUGAAUUGCAACAUCUACCGUGAUAUUUCACCGUUUGGCCCAAGUCACACCAUCCCGAACGCCGCGUCUCCGUCUUCCGGCUUUCGGCCCUCGUCCCGAUCAGCCACGUCAUUCCGCCAUUGGUGCGUUUCUAGGAUAUUUUCUAUCACAGAUCACCAUCUAGGAACGCUGCAGCUGAACCCUGGGUUUAAUUUUUGCAUGUGCUCGAAUAUCCUCGAAAUAUCGGAAAUAAUCGAAUACCCCGGCAGCUCAGACCUGUCUUGCCAUUAUUGGUGGUUGUGUCGGAAGGUUCCGUUGGUAGCGGUUAGGAAGAGUUAAGAGCCUGGCAAUCAACGACCCAAGUUACACCAAUCCGCAAGUUUUAUAUACGGAUUACCAGUUGGACGAAAUAUGCAGUCAUCGCGUAUCCCACCCCUGCUCGAUAGGGUAUUGAGCAUCCCGCAUCAGGACUCUUUGAUCCUCCUGACUUCGGUGCUGGGGGCGACGACAAAUUGGCUCAUCGUGCGAUAUCUCUACUCCUGUCUCGCCAGCCAUCAGCCGUCUUUGUCCCGACACAAUCCAGGCGAUGAUCAUCCGCCGUUGAAGGUGGUCCUGGUCACUUGGCUUCGGGAUGCGGAAUUCUGGAAGACGGAAGUCAAAAGAGCGGUUGGAAUUGAUCUUGCGAGGCUGGCCGUUCAGGGACGAUUCGCGUUUAUUGAUGCGAUAACAGCGGUUGCGUACCAGCCACGCCCUUUGGGAACGUCACUGGUAGCAUCAUCUAAAGGAAAAUCCCAUUUUCUAUCUUCACCGGAUCCCAAUCACCUUGAAGAAGUCGUCCUGGCGGCACUAGGCCCGGAGAAGCCCUCCAAGGAUGACAACCAAGGCGGCAACGUCGUCCUGAUCCUGGAUGCCCCCGACUUUCUCCUCGCGGCAUCAGAUCCGGGGGCGGACGGUCGGAUGGACCUUAAGCUCCUCCAGGCCAUCCAUCGCAUUCGACAGCAUCCCUCCAUCCGCUCCACGAUCGUGGCAGCCCAGACCGACUCGCCUUUGAUGGUUGCGCCCAACCAUACCACCCACACUCUCACCAACCUUGCAGGCCAGAACGCAUCGCCAUUGGAGAUCGCUCACACCUCGUUCCUUACCCAGCUCGCGCAGCUCGCGUCGAUUCGAAUCAGUCUUCGGAUGCUCGAUACUGGCGCGGCGGGGGACGUGAGUGGUGUGGGUCGCGUCACUUACGGCAAGCCAUUCACUGCAGACACCGCAGGGCAGGAAGAUGGUGUUGCGCAUCCGGAAGCGUCUGAGUGGCUGUACUUCGUUGCGGUGGACGGUUCUGCAAAGGCCUGGGAAAGGGGAUCUGGAACCUCAGUCGGGUAAUACUGCAGCAGACUCCGAAGGGUGUGGCACGUGGUAUUACCAUUCCCGUUGGGAAGCGUCUUGAAUUGAACGACUG